Messenger RNA from Brachypodium distachyon (stiff brome), 1749 nucleotides. RefSeq names its product pectin acetylesterase 5-like. The coding region runs from base 70 to 1653 and encodes 527 amino acids. The transcript is spliced from 13 exons. The record is from RefSeq and is a predicted model, not a curated record. Gene Ontology annotation, molecular function: hydrolase activity. Lineage: Eukaryota; Viridiplantae; Streptophyta; Magnoliopsida; Poales; Poaceae.
CCUGUUCUUGGCUGUGGUUUAUAUCUGAAUCCAGAGACUGUUUUCCAUUCAACGUGUUGUCCAACGAAGAUGCAGAAAUGCAACGCGCCAACAAACGGCAGGAGAAGAGGACAGGAGGAAGGACGUAGCAGAACAGAGCUAACUACUGGUGGAGUGGAGUCCACGACAAUCUCUCUCGAUUACAACAAGAAGGAGAAGAAGCAGGAAUCAUGCCGCAUCCAGCAUCCAACCUCGCUGUCCUCAGCACGCAGUUUCCUUCCCCGCUUACCCGCCACGACCAUGGCGGACACCGAGCAGCCGCUCCUCCUAGUCCUACCGCAGCGGCAUCGUCGACCAGCCAACCGCGCCGCCGCCUGGGGAUUCGCCGCGGCGGUCCUCCUCCUCCUGCUGCUGGUGGCCGCGGCCCCGGGCCCUCUCCGCCGCAGCAGCAGGAUGCCGGAGCCCGUCGCGCUGACCCUCCUCGCUGGCGCCCGGGAGAAGGGAGCAGUGUGCUUGGAUGGAACCCCGCCGGGUUACCACCUGAUCAGAGGGUCCGGCUCCGGAUCCAACAGCUGGCUCGUCCAUCUAGAGGGAGGAGGCUGGUGCAGCACUGUCAAGGAUUGCUCCAAUCGCAGGAUGUCCCAGCUCGGUUCAUCCAACUUCAUGAAACCGUUGCAGUUUGCCGGCGCUGGGAUAUUUGGCAGUGACCAGCUACAGAAUCCUGAUUUCUACAACUGGAACAGAGUCUAUGUUCGGUAUUGUGACGGGGCGUCGUUUUCUGGAGAUGCAGAGGGUCAAGCUCAGGAUGGAACCACACUUCACUUCAAAGGAUUGCGCAUUUACGAAGCGGUUAUUGACGAACUCAUGGGAAAAGGACUAGCCAAUGCUACACAGGUCCUCCUUACAGGUUGUUCUGCUGGUGGUCUGGCUACGAUACUGCAUUGUGAUGAUUUCAGUGCACGGUUUCCCCAUGAAGUUUCAGUUAAAUGCCUUGCUGAUGCUGGGUUUUUUCUUGACGUAAAGGAUAUAUCUGGACAAAGGUCCUUUUGGUCUGUCUACAAUGGUGUUGUUCACCUGCAGAAUGUUAGAAAAGUGUUGCCCAAGGACUGCCUCGCAAACAAGGAGCCGACGGAGUGUUUCUUUCCAGCCGAACUUAUUAAGAGCAUCCACACCCCCAUAUUUAUUCUCAACUCUGGAUAUGACUCAUGGCAGAUACAAUAUGUUCUUGUGCCAGGCUCAUCUGCUCCUGAUAAGUCAUGGUUGAGUUGCAGGGAAAACCUCGCAAACUGCAAUUCCACCCAAAUCAAAGUCCUCGAUGGAUUCAGGAAUACAAUGGUCGAUGACUUGAAGGUCGUCGUUGAAGAUAAGCAGGACUGGGGAUUGUUCAUCGACUCAUGCUUCACCCACUGCCAGACUCUUUCUGGCACCUCAUGGAAUUCACCAGUCUCAACAAGACUUGGAAACAAGAGUAUUGCAGAGGCUGUUGGAGAUUGGCACUUUGGAAGAAGCAAAAGAGUGAAAGAGAUUGACUGCCUGUAUCCAUGCAACCCCACAUGCAGCAGCCCCACAUGGCCGUCUGCCUCAUUCUCUACUAUCGGUGGCGAACCCAAAAUUUUAGGUGUGGCGGAGACGACGAGAAAAUCGACUUUGAGCAAUGAGCAAAUAUUCAUGUAAAAGCUAAAUAAUCUGCACAGAAGCUGUAUAAGGAUUGCAUUAAAUAACAAGAGUGUAUGGCACUAAAUAAAGUUUACUUCAAAUGUUGUCUCCUAA